This is a messenger RNA of Rotaria socialis, 1764 nucleotides long. The record is from the annotation of a GenBank genome assembly. NCBI's taxonomy places the organism in Eukaryota, Metazoa, Rotifera, Eurotatoria, Philodinida, Philodinidae.
AUGGAUCUCUUUCAACUAAAUGAAUUAACAGAUGAUAUGAUGAACUUAUGUAACAAUGACUUCUACAAUUUUCUUAAAAAUUCAUUAAAUAAAGAUUUAUGUGAGCUAUUUCGAGUGCAAGCCAUUCGACAUAUGACUUCGUUGUCGUCAAUAACAAUCGAUCAAAUAAUAGAAAUACUUACUCUUGAUAUUGGUGAUUUGAAUAAUUUGAAAAAAUCACUUGGUUUUGUAACAUCUGAUGAAAAAUUUCAUGUUCGACUUGAUCAUCGAAAUUUAUUGGAACGCUUGCUACUAUUAGUGAAAUCAAAAACAAAUUCGUCUAUGAAAAACUCUGAUCUUUCAAAUCAGUAUAUGAAAGAACAAAUUCAUGAAAAAUGUUUAGAAAUGUGGAGGAAAACAUCCAAUUCAUCGAACGUGAUCGAAUGCGAGCUUCGGUUUAGUUUGUUAAAAGAAUAUUCACGAUCAACCAGCUGUAAUUAUAUUUUUGUUGCUGAAGAUGCAACUCGUUCGAUAUCAUGUAUUGAUUAUGAUGUACAAUCUAAUUCUUUUAUUGGCUUCUCAGCACCAUUAGUUAAUGGAGUACCACAAUCAAAUUUUUUUCGCACAGAAAAGUUCAACGUAUUAAAAGAGUGGUUUGAUGAAGCAGACACAUCAAAAUUCAUUAAUCUUCAUAUGGCAAAAUCUUUGAAAUCAUCUGCUCCUUCUUUCAUUCUAUGUGCUUAUGGUUCUAACAACAAGUUCGAAGCUAUAGAUGUUUUAAGAAGAUGGUUAUAUAUUUAUCAUGAAAGCUUGAUUCAAGGUUUAAGAGUAAUAGGUUUUAGUACUGAUGGUGACUCUCGUUAUUUGAGAGCAAUGAGACUAUGUUCUCGUUUUUUUGUUGAAUUGCCAAAUUCAAAUUUAUUCAAGUACAAUGAUCAACUUGAUAUAAAAAUACCGGAUAAAUGGUCUUGGUUUUUUAUGAAGCAACAACAAAUUUUUCUUUUCAUGCAAGAUCCGAUACAUAUUGCAACAAAAAUUCGCAACAGACUUCUUUCUAAAUUAGCAAAUUUGAAAAUGGGAGAUUUCUCGACUGGUAUGAAAUAUCUUGCCGAAUUAAUUGAAACAAAAAGCAAAAUCGAGCACAAUUUAAUUAAAUCGGAUCUUAGUCCCAAGGAUCGACAAAGUUUCGCUUCAUGUUUACGAAUAUCUUCUGAAUUAGUAUUAGAUUUACUAAAUAGAAAUGAAAAUGCAAAAGAAUUAAAUCUAACAGAAAAUGAUAUUGAAAAAAUUAUCAAUCGUGCAUUUGAAUCAGCUAAACAAUAUGUUGCAAUGGUUAAUAUGACACAACUGUUGAAAAAUAAAGACAUUUAUUCAUUACCUGAAUUAAGUCAAUUUAUCAAAACAAUUUUAAGUAAAGCAUCUUCAAAAAUGGUAGAUUACAAGGAAGAUGACGAUUCAAAUUACGAUUCAGACGACGAUGAAUUCAAAGACAAUGAAAAUGGUUUAGCAACAUUUGAUGACGAAGAUCAAAUGUUAUCCAGUACUUUUGAUGAAGACGAGGAAAGAGAAGGCAAUAUAACAGCUAAUGGCCUUUCUAAUGAAUCACAACAAAAUUUCAAGGGCUGCCGAAUAUUCAAUAAAAUAAAUCAACAACAAAUAAACAAAUAUUUUCGUAUUUCUGUUGAUUCAUCAGUGAAAUACAUUCAUAAACAUUCAGCCUGCUGGUUGUUGUCGACGAGCAAAAAUCGCCUAUCAAGUGAUCGAUUAGAAUGUGUUAAAGAGUAA